Messenger RNA from Blastocystis hominis, 696 nucleotides. RefSeq lists its product as hypothetical. The record is from RefSeq and is a predicted model, not a curated record. Lineage: Eukaryota; Bigyra; Opalinata; Blastocystidae. Bases 205 to 696 code for a protein of 163 amino acids. The transcript is spliced from 2 exons.
GCGGCUUCUGUUCUCCGCGUCGGCGUCGGGCACGCUGCUGUGCAGCGAUCUGGAGCGAGGCAGGGCGAAGGAGCGAGGGCUGAGGGGUAGAACAGAACGAGCUGGUGGAGGUGGAGCGCGUGAACGGCGAGCCCAACGCGAUUGUGAGUCUCACGAGCAACGGCGCCUUCGCCGACUCCCUGUUCUGCGGACACAAACUCGGCAAUGCGAGCCUCCUCGACCUGCAGACCCUCAAAACCGUGCGGACGUUCGACCCUCUGCGCAGCAUUCUGCCGUGCUAUCCUUCCCAGACGGAGUGGAGUCGCGACCCCGUGCACUCGAUCGCUCUGCACCCUGCCCAGCCACUGCUCGCCGUGGGAACGCGCUACGGCUUCAUUCAUCUCUUCGACGUGCGCGAUCCCGCGUGCUGCGUGUCCAUCCGCGCGCACUCCGACUCCGUGGCGCAGGUCGCGUUCCAUCCGUGGUUCAGCACGCUGCUUUCCACGGGGUAUGAUGGCGUGCUGCGCGUCUGGUGCGAUCGGGAGCGGUCGCUGGUUCGGCAGUAUGCUAAUAUUGACGCGGCCGUGUUUAAUGAAAGCGCGCUUCGGUUUGCUGUUAGUAGCAAUAACGGGAAUUUGGUGGUCGGUGGAGCUACGGGAGCGUUGCAUUGCUAUGUUUAAUAUCGCUUUGAGGUGUUUUUUUAUAAAACAAACAUAG